CCGAUGAGCUUGGCCGAGUCGGCAGCAGCUCUCUUCUGCAGCCGCUCCGUCGGACGCUGGCGGAGAGGCGUUCAUGAGAGAGACUGGGGCAGGCCUGGGCCUGGGAGAACAGACCGGGCCACAUCUCUUGUCGGUGUCAAUGCAAUGCAAUUCAAUUCAUGGCAUCUCUGCCUCUGGUGAGAGUUCUGUGGGGUCAUCACGGUCAAUCUCCUUCCUGCAUCUUGGAUCUUUACUUCGCCUCCAUACCUUUUACAUCGCUCUGAUCGGCCGUUUUUUAUAUCUCCUGGCCAAUGCCGUCGUCGCUGGAGAAAAUGCUCGCCAGAACUUCACUUUCAUAAAACAGCCCCAUGCUCUCAAAGUGACCUUGGCAGCCCGAUGGGACACAAAGCUGUGGGUUUCAUCGCACCACAUCCGAAUACUCACAGUCGUGGCUUCGACAUCUCUGGCUGGACAAGGCACACAGCCAGACCAGACGCGGUCGCGAUCGCUAGGCGAGCAGGUUCUCUCGCUCGGCAGUCUCCCCAGUCUCGCACUGCCUUCACAAAUCGCCUAGCGAAAGCAACCGCUUUGUCCCGGUGACGCAUGUUUGUAAGCGCUUCAU
Tilletiaria anomala UBC 951 is the source of this 601-nucleotide messenger RNA. RefSeq lists its product as uncharacterized. The transcript has a single exon. Lineage: Eukaryota; Fungi; Basidiomycota; Exobasidiomycetes; Georgefischeriales; Tilletiariaceae. The record is from RefSeq and is a predicted model, not a curated record. The coding region runs from base 74 to 553 and encodes 159 amino acids.